UGCACCACUUGGAUCACAGAGCAGACAGAGAACCUCCACACCUUCACUGAAGACUUUCAGCAUAUCCAGUAGGAAAAAAGAAGCCAUGGAUUCACAAAUUGCAAAGAAAACUCAAAGCCUCACCACAGCUGAAGAGAUGAGGAACCAAACCAAGCUUGUGAUGCAGCCGUAUGCCAACUGGGAGGAGUAUCUGACUCCUGCUCCUCUCUCCAUAGCCAUCCUGGGAGAGCUGGUCUUCAUCUCCUCCAAAACAGAUUUCUCCAUCAACAAGAACCCACCUAAAGAUGGCUACAAGUUCAUCAGAUACCCAGAGUCAUUUCGUGCCUGCCUCAUGCAGGUGUGUAACUCAGGCUGGUGGGCUUUCAACGAGGCCCAUAAGAACAUGGAUCAGAUUAGACUUUACACCAUGGCAGUUCCUGAUUACAUGAAGAUGGCUGUGAAGAUCCUGUUCCAAGGCAGUGAUGAGGUUGUUGAAGCUCACCUCCCUGAACAGUUGGAGAACAUCCGUGUUGUUGCAGAUGACUGUCUUCAGCUGGCAAUUUCAACAGAAAAACGGUUCACUGAUGUCAUCAACAUUAUCCAAGAACUGCUGGAAGCAUGCGUAAAUGCUCAGCACUUUUAUGGAGAGGAGCUGGAGGAAAUCAAGCUCAAACUGGAGGAAUCCAAGCUGAGGAAACAGUCAUCAGAAGAAGCUGCUAAACGCUCAGAGAAAGCACUGAAAGACAUGGAAAAACAGCUGAACGAAGCCCAUAAAACUUACAGCGAAGCAAUGGCUUCACUGCCCAGUGGAUGGGACAUGAUAGCAAUGGAUUUGGUAAAUGGCAUAUGUGAGGGCAUCACAACUCUUAUUAAUGGAGUAACAUCCAUUUUUUCUAAAAGUGAAACACAGAAUGAUCCUAAAAAAAAAGUGUCUAAAAGUCCAGAAUCUCAAGCUGAUAGCUUUGAUGAAAUUACUAUUUAUAGUAAAUCUGCAGAAAUCCUGAAAUGCACAGAGAAAAUUCAAGAGUUUGUGAUUGAAAACACAAUUAACUGGAAAGAUUUGUAUGAUCAAAAACACAAAACUACAAAGACAAAUUUUCAGGCAGAUCAGUUCAAACGAAUCGGGGAAAAUUUAAAAGAAAUUUCAAACUGCACAGCAAAAGAGGAAGCUCAAAACAUCUGCACCAAAGGCAUCGAGAUCUGUGAAGAACUAGCAAAGUAUACACCAGAAAGGGAAUGGGAAGAAGCCAAAACAAAUGAGUUGAUUAAACUGAUCAGAAACCUGAAUAAAUUAGCUCGCAGUUUUGACAGCAAAAGUAAAUCUGUCACAAAGUCUCCUGCUCUGACUCCAAAAUCACCAAUGAUGUAUAAAGAAGAAAGUAACACUGGGAAGGUGAAAGCUUCACAAAGGGCAUCAGAUAAUGCCAGGUUCCUCAUAGAGCAGAGCCACGCUCAACUGGACAAGACCAGAGAGAGUUAUGAGAAGAGUGUAGAGAACAUGGAGAAGAACCAAAAGGAGCUGACUGACAUCCUGAUCACCAUGAGGAGGUGUGAGUUCAAAGAGACAGACUUUAACACCACUAUACAAAUGUUGGUUAAGGGCAUGGAUGCCAUGGGGAGAGUGAAGGAGCAGUGGGAGAAGAUGGUGCGCUUCUUUCAGAUGGUGUCCAACAUCGUGAAAACCAGUCUGACCAGAACCCUUAAAGAUUUUGUAUCCACAUCUGAGAAGACACAGGCGCUUUCCUACAACGCAAAGCUCUUCUCCAAAGAUCUGCUCUACAAUCAAGCCUUUCAAGCCACUAACAUCGCCAGCCUUGUCAACAUGAUCUCUACAACCUACACUGAGGUGUCCACCAAGCACAUCAUGGAUCGUGUCAGCUCUCUGGGAAAACUGAUGGUCAUGGACAAGGAAAAGCCAGAGUUUCUGUUGGAGGUUGAUCAGUUACGGAACACCUGUGAUGGGGCUCAGAAAGCCAUCUUAGUCCUUGUCCAAAAGAACAAGAAGGAGUUUGAAAAGAAGUGUCUUGCCAGACUGGAGAAGGUUGAUAAAGAGUUGCUCACCAUUCUCCCUGCUGCUGCUCCAGAUGAGAUAAAGAGCAUUCAAGAAGCUGUUCAAAGUGGAUUCACAGAAGAAGAUGAAGAAGCCUACGCCUGAGUGAAUAAACAAAAGUUCUUCUUUACAAUUAUACCCAAUAAAGCUCCUAAAGUAUAAAGCAAGUGCCUUACACUGUAAUUAGCACAGUGUUCAUAUUCAAGCUUCUUGUCACGUGAUAAUAAAUAUCAUGUGAGCAUCAUAUCAUUCAUUUUUGUCACUUUUAAUUAACUUGCCUUUUCUAAUUACAUUUAUAUUACAAAUAUAAUACACAUGUAAUAUCCUUGUGUAUGUUAAUAUAUGUGUAUGUAUUAAUGCUCUGUCUUAACAGCAAAGUGACAAAUUUAUUCUGCACUUCAAACUAUUCUCUAAUACCACAAUAUAACGUAUAACUUUUUCCAUUAGCUUUGCCGUUAACAAAAAAAUAAAGAUUUCUUACUCAUGUGUAUUACUUAGUACUCAGUAGCUUUCUUAAGUGAUAAAAGUGAUUUCUAAAAUGAUAAAAGUCAUUUACUUACAUUUACAUUUACAGCAUUUAGCAGAUGCCCUUAUCCAGAGCGACUUACUUUUUUUUUCCAUACAUACACACAGACUGACUGUUUUCUGUAUGAAUCUUGGGUCCAUGCAGGUUCCAAUAGGUCUUCUGCAGUACUUGCAAUGAUUGGGGUGCAGUUCAAUAGAUGAUUCAUCAGAAAAAUCAAACUUAUGCCACUUUUCCACAGUACAUGUUACAAUAGAUAGAAAAAAUGUUUGGAACAUAAUGUAACUGAACAAACUAUGCAUAAUUGAAUGAUAAACAAUUUUUAUAUAAGUGUAUGAGUACAUUAUGGUAGAGCAUUAUGUUCAAUCGUAAAGGUUGUGGGUUCGAUUCCCAGGAAAUACAGAUACUGAUAAAAUGUAUGUAAAUGAAAUGCACUUUGAGUUUCUUUGGAUAAAAGUGUCAGCAGUUCUGUUUGUCAUGUAAAUGCAAACAUUGACUUCUGUGUGUUGUUUUUGCUUUUCUUGUUUUGUCAGCGUGGCAGGGAACAGGGGGUUUAAGAGGUGGGUGGGGGUAGUUGUAUACUGUACCACUUUUUUUUUGAGGACUACACCACUGGUAGUAAAGUCUAAUUUCCUCAGUGUUGUCACAAAAAGAUAUAAUUAAAUAUUUACAAAAAAUGUGAGAAGUGUAAUCACUUCUGUCUGAUACUGUAUAUUCAUUGUCCAUGGCUUUGGAGCUCAAACAGGUCCAUAAAUACACAAGUCUGCUUUUAAAUAUUCAGUAAA
Messenger RNA from Tachysurus fulvidraco (yellow catfish), 3337 nucleotides. RefSeq lists its product as uncharacterized. NCBI's taxonomy places the organism in Eukaryota, Metazoa, Chordata, Actinopteri, Siluriformes, Bagridae. The record is from RefSeq and is a predicted model, not a curated record. The transcript is spliced from 2 exons. The coding region runs from base 86 to 2134 and encodes 682 amino acids.